UCAGCGGAGAUAGCAACGAGCAGGCACUUUCUUCCAGCUUAAGCUAACUCGCUUUCGGCUUUUGGUUCGAGAUGGAGUCUUCUCGCAAAUCCACCCGCAAGAACUUUAAAAGUGGUCUGUCCCUGUGGCUGAUCCUUUGGCUGGUGGCGGUGAAGCCCAGCGGUGCCACGCCCUGCCCCCGGCUGUGCGUCUGCUACCCCACCCCCAUGACGGUCAGCUGCCAGUCACAGAACUUCACGGCGGUGCCGUCCGGCGUGCCGUACGACUCCCAGCGCGUCUUCCUGCAGAACAACCGCAUCACCGAGCUCCGCGCCGACUCCUUUGGCUUCGAGACGCAGGUGCUGUGGCUGUACGGCAACAACAUCACCUGGAUCGAGGCGGGGGCCUUCAGUAACCUGCGUGUGCUGGAGGAGCUGGACCUGGGGGACAACCCCUCCCUGCGGAUCCUGGAGGGAGGGGCCUUCAGGGGCCUGGAGAAGCUGCAGAGCCUGCACAUGCACCGCUGCAAGCUGGCCACGCUCGCCCACGACCUCUUCCACAAGCUGUACAGCCUGCAGUUCCUCUACCUGCAGGAGAACCAGCUCCACUUCCUGCAGGACGACCUCUUCUCCGACCUGGUCAACCUCACGCACCUCUUCCUCCACGGCAACCGCAUCCGCACGCUGUCAGAGAACGUGUUCCGCGGCCUGGUCAACCUGGACCGCCUGCUCAUCCACGACAACCGCGUGCGGCAGGUCAACCGGCGCGCCUUCCGCGACCUGGGCCGCCUCACCAUCCUGUACCUGUUCAACAACUCCCUGGCCGAGCUUCCCGGCCAGGCCAUGCGGGACGCCCAGGGCGUCCAGUUCCUGCGGCUCAACGACAACCCCUGGUCGUGCGGCUGCGAGGCGCAGUCCCUGUGGGAGUGGUUCCGCGAGGCGCGCAUCUCCUCCUCCGACGUGCUGUGCAGCUCUCCCACCGCCCGACGCGGCCAGGACCUGCGCUUCCUCCGCGAGAUGGACUUCGCCACCUGCCCCAUGCCCGACCCGGGCUCCCUGUCCGGGAGCACCACCACCACCUUCAGCUCCAAGACCCGCUGGUGGUUCGCCAAGAACAAGCCCGCCGCCUCGUCCAAGUCCACCUACCAGAAGAGCGCCGAGACGGUCAAGACCUUCCCCCUCUCGUCCAGCAAGAACAAGCUGUCCACCACCUCGGUCAGCAGCAAGUACGAGCUGUCGGACGACGAGGUGGCCCUGCCCAAGCUGGACCAGGAGGAGUACUGGGCCAACUACGGCAGCGAAGACGCCUCCGUCCGCUGCUUCGAGCUCGAGUGCCCCCCUGGCUACGACGGCGACGCCUUUGACUCCGCCUCCUUCCUCAGCACACGCUCCCUGGCCUCCCUGCUGUGUGUCUCCGUGGUAACCCUCUCCCUCCCUCUCCUCUUCGGCUGA
This is a messenger RNA of Gadus chalcogrammus (walleye pollock), 1430 nucleotides long. RefSeq names its product reticulon-4 receptor-like 2. The transcript has 4 exons. The record is from RefSeq and is a predicted model, not a curated record. Gene Ontology annotation, cellular component: plasma membrane. NCBI's taxonomy places the organism in Eukaryota, Metazoa, Chordata, Actinopteri, Gadiformes, Gadidae. The coding region runs from base 72 to 1430 and encodes 452 amino acids. Gene Ontology annotation, molecular function: protein binding.